GAGAAAGAACACAUCGGUUGUUAAACCAGGGAAGGAAGAGAGAACUGCCCUAUAGCGUGACUCCUCCAGCAAUUAAAAAAAAAUUACAAGCCUGUGUAUUUUACCCUAAAAUGUCGAGAUUUGUACAAGGUGCCUAGGCAUGCCAAAAGCACUCAAGGUCUAAUCUGACACAGAUAAGGAGUGAAGAGUCUUGGCUGAAACUGGAGCCUGGAAGAGGGCAGGCUGCCCUGUGCCUUUCUCCUUCUAAAGUGAAAAUUCUGAUGCAGGGAAGUAAAGGCAUCUUGGAAUUGCCAGUACCUCUCAAGGGGCGCUUUAGUAAAAAUUUAGAAACUGGGGUGGCUCCCCUUCUAAAAUGGAAAGGAUUCCUUAAAUUUUUCAUGUGGCCUAGAGAGGAGGAGUGAGGAGUCUUUUGCUUCUAUAAAAUUGCCCAGCAGUUCUCUUAUAAGAUCUUAGCAAAGCAAUGUCUCAAGAUGGCGCUUCUCAGUUUCAAGAAGUCAUUCGACAAGAGCUAGAAUUAUCUGUGAAGAAGGAACUAGAGAAAAUACUCACCACAGCACCAUUGCAUGAGUUAGAGCAUACUGAAAAAGACCUUGAUGGAUUUCGGAAGCUAUUUCAUAGAUUUUUGCAAGAAAAAGGGCCUUCUGUGGAUUGGGGAAAAAUCCAGAGACCUCCAGAAGAUUCAAUUCAACCCUAUGAAAAGAUAAAGGCCAGGGGCUUGCCUGAUAAUAUAUCUUCUGUAUUGAACAAGCUAGUGGUGGUGAAACUCAAUGGUGGUUUGGGAACUAGCAUGGGCUGCAAAGGCCCUAAAAGUCUCAUUGGGGUGAGGAAUGAGAAUACCUUUUUGGAUCUGACUGUUCAGCAAAUCGAACAUUUGAACAAAACCUACAAUACAGAUGUUCCUCUUGUUUUAAUGAAUUCUUUUAACACAGAUGAAGAUACCAAAAAAAUACUACAGAAGUAUAAUCAUUGUCGUGUGAAAAUCUACACUUUCAAUCAAAGCAGGUACCCAAGGAUUAAUAAAGAAUCUUUACUUCCUGUAGCAAAGGAUGUAUCUUACUCAGGGGAAAAUACAGAAGCUUGGUACCCUCCUGGUCAUGGUGAUAUCUACGCCAGUUUCUACAACUCUGGUUUGCUCGAUACCCUUAUAGGAGAGGGCAAAGAGUAUAUUUUUGUGUCUAACAUAGAUAAUCUGGGUGCCACAGUGGAUCUUUAUAUUCUUAAUCAUCUAAUGAAUCCACCUAAUGGAAAACGCUGUGAAUUUGUCAUGGAAGUCACAAAUAAAACACGUGCAGAUGUAAAGGGUGGGACACUCACUCAAUAUGAAGGCAAACUGAGACUGGUGGAAAUUGCUCAAGUGCCAAAAGCACACGUUGAUGAGUUCAAGUCUGUAUCAAAAUUCAAAAUAUUUAACACAAACAACCUAUGGAUUUCUCUUGCAGCAGUUAAAAGACUGCAGGAACAGAAUGCCAUUGACAUGGAAAUCAUUGUGAAUCCAAAGACUUUGGAUGGAGGCCUGAAUGUUAUUCAAUUAGAAACUGCAGUAGGGGCUGCCAUUAAAAGUUUUGAGAAUUCUCUAGGUAUUAAUGUUCCCAGAAGCCGUUUUCUGCCUGUCAAAACCACAUCAGAUCUCUUGCUUGUGAUGUCAAACCUCUAUAGCCUUAAUGCAGGAUCGCUGACAAUGAGUGAAAAGCGGGAAUUUCCUACAGUGCCCUUGGUUAAAUUAGGCAGUUCUUUUACAAAGGUUCAAGAUUAUCUAAGAAGAUUUGAAAGUAUUCCAGAUAUGCUUGAAUUAGAUCACCUCACAGUUUCAGGAGAUGUGACAUUUGGCAAGAAUGUUUCAUUAAAGGGAACGGUUAUCAUCAUUGCAAAUCACGGGGACAGAAUUGACAUCCCACCUGGAGCAGUAUUAGAGAACAAGAUUGUAUCUGGAAACCUUCGCAUCUUGGACCACUGAAAUGAAAAAUAUUGUGGAUGCUUUAUACUAAUUAUGGGCUAAAUAGUUUCUUACAAUGAAAUGUUCUCUAGGAUUCUAAAAUCAGCAGGUACUUCCCUGCAGUGUUGAUUUUUAAAGUAGAGUUUUCUGCAAUAUGCUUUUAGUCUAAAAAAGGCACUGAUGGAGCAAUACUUUCCUUCUUUGAAGAGGAUACUGAAAGUUAGUUCAUCUUAAAGUGCAAUAUUUAAUCCUAAAACUGGGGCAGCUCUGCUGAAAGAUCUUUUAACAGAAGUCUCGAUGAUGGUCAUUUUGAAUUGCUUGUAAUUUCAAAAAUAAAGUGAUGAAGCAAUA
Molecule: messenger RNA, 2284 nt
Organism: Nycticebus coucang (slow loris)
Lineage: Eukaryota; Metazoa; Chordata; Mammalia; Primates; Lorisidae
Gene: UGP2
Product: UDP-glucose pyrophosphorylase 2
Exons: 11
Coding region: 461-1954 (497 amino acids)
Biological process (GO): UDP-alpha-D-glucose metabolic process; glycogen metabolic process
Cellular component (GO): cytoplasm
Molecular function (GO): UTP:glucose-1-phosphate uridylyltransferase activity
Source: RefSeq, a predicted model, not a curated record